GGGGAGGAUACGAUGCCCUCGGCGAGCGGCUGAGGCAGGCAUGGACUACGGGUGAGGAUGCGUCAUAGGCUUGGGCGGGAGCAACCAACCGAGAGGAGCAAGUCGAGAGAGCGGAACACAGUCUCAGCAAACUUGGGCAGUGAAGGUCAGCCUACGCGCGCUGCCGAGUUUUGUUCAGAUGGCGGCCGAGCGCCGGCAGUGGGGAAAUGCAUGCCGAAUCGGUGCCACGGGCAUGCAUCGAUCACGUCCCGACAGCCCCCGCCGCCCGCGCCUGCCCAAUAAGGGACGGCUUGGCGGGAGUGCCUGGACGUUUGCCGCCAAGGAGUGGAUUCGAUUGGAUGGGCGCCGAGGUGGCCAAGAUCUAUCGUGCCAGCAGCUUCCCACUCGCCGCAGCAGCCCUCCCUGCUCUCAACGCUGUACACUACCCUUCUUGCCGACGCUCCUUCUGUGCUGUCCCGCGAUUCUCACUGCGCACGCUGCCUCGUCGAUCACACUUAAUCGCUUGUCCGCCGCGAUGCCGUUGAACCUCGCUCUCUGUCAGAGACAUCCCCGCUACGCCCUCCUCCUCGCCUUCGUCCUCCUCUCCACCUUCUUCCUCCUCUCCCCUGACGGCGCACUCGAUCCCCGUUCAAGUCGCAAUGCUGUCCGUGUGGCAUCUGCCGACGCCAGCCUACCCGUCCGCGUUGCUGCCUCCGAGGCUCGAUACCAGCGGAUCGUCCGCCGCCGAAAAGACAUGAUUCACAAAUAUGGCCCAAGGCCCCAAGACGUCACUAUGUGCGUCGCGUACAAGCUCUAAAGAAAACAACCCGCUCAUACGUAUGUUCAGGUUCCCGCCAGACCGCGAGCCAUGGCCCGCAUACACUGUCUGUAAGUCCCUUCUAUCAUCCUUUUUCCUUAUGUCUCCUUUCCUUCUGUCUGCCCUCUUCAUUCUGCACCUCCCGCACUCUG
Messenger RNA from Laetiporus sulphureus 93-53, 948 nucleotides. RefSeq lists its product as uncharacterized. NCBI's taxonomy places the organism in Eukaryota, Fungi, Basidiomycota, Agaricomycetes, Polyporales, Laetiporaceae. The record is from RefSeq and is a predicted model, not a curated record. Bases 179 to 796 code for a protein of 205 amino acids. The transcript has a single exon.